Molecule: messenger RNA, 945 nt
Organism: Psilocybe cubensis
Lineage: Eukaryota; Fungi; Basidiomycota; Agaricomycetes; Agaricales; Agrocybaceae
Exons: 6
Coding region: 1-945 (314 amino acids)
Source: RefSeq, a predicted model, not a curated record
AUGUCACUCAAUAUAGGAAUCCCAGCUCCCUCACCCACGGAAAUUUUGUUUGGCAAAGGCUUGCUGGACGCAUUUUUACGCACUAUCACAAAGACUAUUGAAGCUGCACCGGUACCUCUUGCCACAGCUCCCAAAUGGAAGGCGACAGCUGCGAUUCUCAAGUCCGCCAUUAGGGAUGACAUAUCCAAGCUUAUUUUGAUUAGGCCACAUAUGAAAGUAAGAGGACAUCAGAUCGACCAUGUUUUUGAAUUGCAGUAUUUUGUUUCUGCUUUCCUCUUCACUGUCGGCCUGUAUAUUAUGACAACUGGAGACGUCACGUUCAAGCCCGAUGUAACCGAUAUUUCGCUGGCGGUAACAAUCAUCAAUUCAGAGAGCAAUGUGUGCGCUUUGGUCAACAGGAAGCACAAGUUUAAAAGGGAGUUUUUCAGAGCGUCUGAAACCAAAGAGUUCUACGGAGAUGAAGACACGAUCACAGCCAACCUUGACACGCUCCUGGAAUACAUGUGUACAUACAGCUCUCGCUUCUCAGCGUACCUGACAGAGUUAUCAAAGACAAUCUUAGCAAAGCCCGAUAUCCAUACACCGUUCAAGACAAUGUUCAUCGCAAAUCUCCUCUUGACGCCGUGGUGUCAGGGUAUGAUGUGGAAGCCCAUUUUCGACAACGCACGCCUUCAUCAGGUACCCUUUUCCAAAACUGUCACCAUGAAAAAUUAUAUGUCGCAGCCCUGGAUGAACGACAAUCUGGUUUAUGAGAAGAUCUCGGUAGCGAUUGGCGGCGAACCCACGGAAGAUGAAUAUAUCAAGAAAGGCGCGAUGGUCUAUACUUAUGACAAAGAACAACAAGAAAUCGGUAUAAUCGAGACCGAGCCGUUCACGGAAGAGGAGUUGAGGAAGCGGGGGUUGUGGGAUGAUGACUCGUGGCUGGAGGAACCUUUACCGAUUUAA